This is a messenger RNA of Exaiptasia diaphana, 934 nucleotides long. RefSeq lists its product as uncharacterized. The transcript has a single exon. Bases 41 to 886 code for a protein of 281 amino acids. The record is from RefSeq and is a predicted model, not a curated record. NCBI's taxonomy places the organism in Eukaryota, Metazoa, Cnidaria, Anthozoa, Actiniaria, Aiptasiidae.
CAUUUGAACGAGAUGAUUUGCCUUAUUUUCAAUUUGGUGGAUGUAUGCCAACGAACAAACAGAAUCUGAAAGCAAUUCUAAAAAUGACGUAGAAGGAAGCGAGCGGCACAGUGUCGUAGARGAGGAGKCGAUAGGACCAGUUCCUUCUCAGGAGACAGAAAUAGUGAAAUGUUUUCCAYCAGUAACGAUAGUCUACAUUCUGUUCAUGGUAUGGAGGUUUCUAGGCAUCAUUCUUUAUGCUGUAUUUGCUACCGAGUGCUUCUUCMGAGCAAAAUUGGCGACGUUAAGAUGUGAAAACUUCAGUGUGUUUCCAUUUCCUACGUUAUUUGAGAUUGCCUGGCAAAGUUCAUCAUCUAUCAACUCCAUCAUUGCCAUUGCAGUGUUGAAACGACUUCCACAAUUUCCUGGAUUUCAAGCCAUUCGAAAGAAACUAAUCCGUAUUGCACGUUUUUGGUCAUUGCUUUUCCAGUUAUUCUUGGUAAUUACCUUUAACGUGAUUUUGUAUCUUCAUGAGCAUCUUGUUAUCAUUUCUGUAGUGGAGUUUGGUUUUAUUUUUGAUGAAGUGACAGUGACAACUGUAGUGUGUCUGUGGAACUUUGUGCCCGCUCCUAACAGCGAAAAUUCUUGUACAAGAUUUCAAUUUUGCUACUAUUUGACUCUUAUUGCGUUUUUCCUGGAAAAUCUUUACUUGUUUGUGCUAAUGUCGUCACAAGCCGCUUUAGACAUCACAGGAAUACACGAGUUUGAGCACAGAUCUGCGUCGAUACAAGCCGUUGGAAUAAUUAUGAAUGCUACAGAGGCAACUUUCUACUUUGCAAUCAUGAAAUUUUUCUGGAAUAAAAUCUUCGARCAUAAUGCAGACCUGUUUGAAAAGGAAACUUUUUGAUUCUAUUGUUUUUUAUAGAAGUUAUCUUUUAGUAAAUAAAAUGGUUAU